AUGCCCACUACCGCCUGUGACCACCACAGCGCCGCGUCACGCCGCCGACUUCGAGGCUGCUUCAUCGUCUCCCUCGCCGUACUCCUCCUCCUCACUGUGGCCGUCGCCGUGCUAGCCAUCACGGCGCUCCGCCCGCACCCGGCAGACACCACCAUCUCAACGAUCCAGCUCACCUCCGUGUCUCUCUCCCCCGGACACUCCCUCAACGUGACGCUCGACGUCGUCCUCUCCAUCCGCAACCCCAGCCCCAUCGCGUCCUUCGCGCAUGGCGCCGGCCACGCUGAGGUCUACUACCACGGCGCGCUCGCCGCGGACGCCAACGUGCCGCCCGGACGCAUCGGCGCGGGAGGGACCAACGUGGUGACCAUCAGGCUCACGGUGCUCGCUGAUCGCCUCGCCCUGUACGCGCCUCAGCUGUACAGUGACGUGCUCGGCGGCGCUGGGGGCGUCUCGCUCACCGUGCGGACGACCGUGCCAGGGACGGUCACGGUGCUCGGCCUGCUCAGGCACCACGCCGUCGUGCUCACGGUGUGCGACGUCGUUGUCAGCGUGCGGCGCCCCGGCACACAGAGCUCGUCGUGCCAUUACCGGACCAAGUUCUAG
This is a messenger RNA of Aegilops tauschii subsp. strangulata, 603 nucleotides long. RefSeq lists its product as uncharacterized. Lineage: Eukaryota; Viridiplantae; Streptophyta; Magnoliopsida; Poales; Poaceae. Gene Ontology annotation, biological process: defense response to other organism. The record is from RefSeq and is a predicted model, not a curated record.